AUGUUGUGCACAGCGACAUGCCCUGAUGCUGUUCCAGAUUGCAUACUGGCAAAAGGGGACGAGGAGGAGGAUUGGGGUGAGGAGACGGAGGAGGGGCUCACGGGGCAAGGAGGAGGAGGAGGGGCUGAUCCGUCAGGCAUGGGCAUCGCCGGCCUCCCUUCUGACAUCCUCGUGGAGGUGACUGCCAGAAUCGCCGGGGAGUCAACGACGCCCCUCGACGACAUCGUCAGCCUCAGGCGAUCAUGCAAGGUGUUCCGCGACGCGACGGCGGCGAGGGAGGUGGGCCGGUGCAUGGCGGUGGACAGGGAGUGGCGUCUGCACUGGUGGGACAAGGAGAGGUUCCUCUCGGUGCUCGGGGAGUGCGCGGCCACCGGCAACCCCGAAGCAUCCUACAUCCUCGGCCUGGAGGAGAUCUGCAACCGUAGGGGAAAGGAGAGCGGGCUCCAGCACCUCCACCGUGCCAUGAAGCACGGCCAUGCCGUUGCGGCCUACACCAUCGGCAUGAUUAUGCUGCGCGACGCGUACAAUCCCGAAGGUAUCGAGGAGGCAAUGGGAUAUCUGGAGGGAUGCUCUGCAGCAAGAACAAAGAGCAAGAUCAAGAUUGCCUCCGUUCGCAGAGAGGCCGCUUCGGUCAUGAGAAGGCUGACGAUGCGCCGCUGGAGGACGGCCGAGCCUGCUGCGCCCUGCGCCGACCCGCGGUGCGGGGAGAUGGAGACGGCGGAGGCCUGGGACGAGGACGACGAACAGAGGAGGUUCUGCAGCCGGCUGUGCAGAUGGAAACAUGAAUACCGCAAAUUUGUGCAGAGGAUUUAA
Messenger RNA from Triticum turgidum subsp. durum (durum wheat), 813 nucleotides. The record is from the annotation of a GenBank genome assembly. Lineage: Eukaryota; Viridiplantae; Streptophyta; Magnoliopsida; Poales; Poaceae.